Molecule: messenger RNA, 3354 nt
Organism: Schistosoma guineensis
Lineage: Eukaryota; Metazoa; Platyhelminthes; Trematoda; Strigeidida; Schistosomatidae
Source: the annotation of a GenBank genome assembly
CCUCAGAAUACAUUUGAUUUUCAUAUGGCUCUGGAUGCAGUGCAAAAUGUUGAAAACUAUAUUCGAGACAUUGCAAAAGAUCGUCGAUGCAGAUUUGAUGAAAACUUUCUUGAUUACGAUAACUUAAGAUCUGGAUAUGUCACCGGAAACCAAUUCUUAAGAAUCUUAAGAAAUCUAAUCGGUGUCCCACUUGACGUUUCGCAGGAAAAACUUAUUUUAAAAAAAUACGGAAUUGAUGGGAACCGAUAUAUUAACUGGAGGAAAUUUGUUCGUGAAAUAAAAGGUAAAUAUAAUGAAAAUGAUUUUAGUGUAACGCCGGAAUCCAAGGUUCUCCAAACAAUCGAAUCUCCGAUCGUAGGCACAAAAUCACGGCAUAAGCUGUACAAUGAUGAAAAACUGGAGUAUAUAAAACCACUGCUUUCCAGAAUCAAUCAAUUUAUCUCUAACCAAGGUUAUAUAAUACGCCAAUGUUAUAAACAGUAUGAUGUUCAUAACUUAGGUGAAGUGACCGAAAGCCAAUUUUUCAGAGGGUUUCCUGGUCCGAAGGAUAUCAGUGAUGAAGAAAUGAUGUCACUCGUUCAGCGUUAUAAAUCACUAACUAAUCCUGGUUUUGUAGAUUAUCUGGCUUUUGAAAAAGACCUUAAAACGAUUGACUCAUACGAAAAGGCUUUGGAAGACAACACGAAACUUGUAAAAGACAGAGAUAUUGCUCAUAUCUCCCAGAAAGAUAAUUUAUUAAUUCCAUCACAACAUAUGAUUGUUGACCGCAUAAAAUGUACUAUUCGGAAACGUGGUAUACGUGUUAUGGACUUUUUUGUGGAUUAUGAUAAAUUAAAACAUGAUAAAGUAACGGAACAUCAGUUCACAUGUGCUCUCCUAUCAUCUGUUGGUAAGGAAGCUAAAUUAAGUCGCGAGGAGGUUCAAAUGCUUGCAAACUACUACCGUUCAACAACAAACCCUCAGUUCAUUAAUUAUCGCGAAUUUUGUAGAGAAAUUGACUCACCUUUUCAGACGCUGUAUUUGGAGAAGGAUCCGUUAAAACCAAUUACUAUUCCAGCUAGAGGUGCACUUUCACAGCAUCUAUGCGUAUUAAGCCAAGAAGAUGAAGAUCGUGUAUCUAAACUAAUCCAAGAAAUCGGACGUCAAGUUCGUGAAAAAAGAAUAUUAACAUAUCCAUAUUUUCAGGACUAUGAUAUGGGAUCAUGUUUUUCGAGAAGUAUUACUAAUACACAAUUUGAAAGAGUAUUAUACUUUCUUGGUUUGAAUCUGAGUAAAGAAGAUUGUCGUCGUUUAUGUAGAAAAUUCACCAAUCCUACAAAUGGUUGUAUUAAUUAUGGAGCAUUCUGCGAAAAGGUAGAUGACUGGUUUACCGCUGCGGCCCCUGUCAAAUUCGAUGAGGAUAAUCCAGAAGAUGUGAAUUUCGAAGUAUCAAACAAGGUUAUAACAAAACGCACACCUGAAAUAGGUGAUACACGCUGUGGUAAAAGUGUAGUUCACCGAAAUUGGCACUCAACAGUAAUGCCAGUAAUUAUAUCAGCUGGGGAUCAAUGGCCUGUUGAGGUUUUAUUAAACCGUAUCCGACAUUUGGUUCUAGUUAACCGUAUACCAUUAAAACCUGGGUUUCAUGAUUUCGAUCGUUUACGUAGUGGUUAUGUUACACGAUCUCAGUUUGAACGUUGUUUAACCGCCGCAGGGCUAACGCGUUUACACCUGCACGAUCUUACACCGGCACAAGUAAACAUCUUGGCAGACAGAUACGUGUCUUCAACUGAUACCAACAUGGUGAACUGGAUAAAAUUUGUUAAUGAUGUAGAAACAGUGUUUACUCUACCGGGGUUGGAAAAACAACCACUCACUCGUGUGCUACCACAAGAAACAUUUAUCCAACCGAAACCAGGUACAGCAGAUUGGUUAUCAGUAACUGAAGAAAUGAAACAGAAUUAUGAAAACGGUAUGGGAAUUUUAAGACAAAAAGUAAAUGAACGUCGGUUGGAUUUAACUCCAAAUUUUGCGGCUUUUGAUUUUUUACAUCGUGGAAUAGUGACAACAAAUAAUUUCCGUCAACUAAUAAGUAUGUAUAGUUUUUGUUUGUCGCCGGCAGAAAUUGAUGGUAUCAUAUCACGUUAUGCCAAUGAUGAUGGGUUUAAUUAUUUGGACUUUCUAAAUCACCUCUGUCCGAUGAAAUUAGAAGAAAACGAAUAUAAAUAUCCAGAACGUUUAGCUACAUCUCAGAGAAUAAAUAAGCUGAGUAAAGAAAAAACGGAAAUGGAACCGGUAAUGGGAGAUGCUGAAGGUAUUAUGGAUACACUGAAAGCAGAGGUAUACCGCAGAAGUCUGAGAUUAUCUGAUUGGUUUCGCGAUCACGAUAAACUCAAUCAUGGAUACUUACAAAGAAUAACGUUUCGCCGAUGUCUAGGGGUUCUCAACCUAAAAAUUAAUGAGAAAAGUUUAAAUAUUCUUGAAGACAGAAGUAACCCGUCGUUAUAUUUAACGACGACUAGACAUUUGAGAAUGUACCAGGUCAUUGUGAAGUAUGCAGAAAUGCGGCCACAAAUCCUUUAAUCGGUUGCUGGGUAGUGAGUUAUUUCAUUUUAUUCACACCUCAUAGAUAGCCGCUUGUUGAUGAAGUAAAAACGACUUGUUGUUGGACAUAACAAUAUGCACUUGGUAUAAAUAUCAUACAUAAUCUAAGGAGAUGUUUUAAGCUUUAGUAAUAAAUAUCUUGGUAUUAUCUAUUAACUUGAAUAUUAUAAGCACUCAAUUUAUUUCUAGAAAUUAGGAAGGCAUUUAUGAUAAUAGUAAAAAUUACGCAAAUAAAUGCACAUAAAUAAUGAGUUGUCUAUAUCUAAUAACAUUAUUUAAUGACCAGGAUAAUAUUAACUUGAUAACUACUCUAUACGUAUAAUGGGUUAAUAAAUGAACUCAUAUUUAAGACAAUUCAAAGUAUUCAAUGGAAAGAAUCAACAACGCACAUUACCAAUUUCAGCUACAACAUAUUAAAAGAUCAAUUAAAUGAUGUUACAUAAUUUUUUUAAAAAGAUUAUAUUCAAAGCAUUCCGAAUAUCGAUUCUUAGGUUACGCAUAUUAAACAAGAAUUAGGUCCUUAGAAGCAAUCAAAACUUAUACUCGAAGUCUAAGAACACGACAAAAAGUGGUGUUGUUUAAGUUAUUAUGAUUUAUAGUGAGGUGAAACAACACACUAAUCAAAUCUAUAAUAUUCCAGAAUAACUAGCACCUAUACGAUUAAUUACUAUAAUCCAAUUGAUUUGUAUAUUACCAUAUACUUGAUUAACUUGAAGUUAUACGAGAUGUUUUGAAAAAAAAAUCCAAAAUCGGUGAUUAUAAAGAAGCCGC